GUCAAUUUGUGCAGGAAAUGGCGGUGAGUUCCUUGCAUCAAUGGGUGGCUGUGGCGGAGGCACAUCAAGUGAAUAUUGCCGAAAUGCCAAUCCCCUUAGUUUACGAGUGUAUGACGGAAGAAAAAAGUGACGCGGUUCGUUAUUUGCAUGUCGCUGAGCUGGUGCGUCUUGCAGAAUGCAUAGGGAAAGAGGCAACAGCAAAAUACCUGCAGUUUUCUUUUAUUGCAGCAAGCAAAGAUACCAGUUGGCGUGUGCGACACAUUGCCGCAAAGCAUCUUGGUAGUUUUUCUCGUCUUUGUACUCAUCCGGAUGAUCUUUUAGACGUCUUUGUUGCGCUCUGCGCGGACGAAAUGAAAGAGACACGUGCUGUUGUGGUGGAGCAGCUUGGUAUCCUUUUUCUUCAUGUAGUUUCAAAAGAGGUAUUGGCUAAAAUGUGUCUAGCGGUUGCACCUCUCGCAAAAGACAAGGAACCUGUUGUUCGGGAAAGAGUUGCAAAUAUUUUUUACGUGCUUCUUUCCCCUAACAACGUUGUGGAUUAUACACCGAAGCAACAGCAAGCCCUUUUUGCUCUGUUAACGGACGAGAACUACGUCGUUGGGCGAAGUGCCAUGCGUAACCUGGAGCUUGUCGCAGCCAAUCUUGGCAAAUAUCUGAGGCCCGGCAAGAAUGCUGGAAAUAGUGAGAGAAGAAAUACGUUGUCUGUGCCAUUGAUGAAUCGGCGAGGGAGACGUAGCAAAAGGGCCAUGAGCCUUCCUUCUUCCGCUCAUGCAGGCAUUGGUACUCUUAUACCGGCGCCCGUGGGGUCUGUCAGUGAGAAACAGAAGGAGCGUGCCGCACUCGUCCUUUCUGGAAUUAUUAAUCAGUUACAUAUUGUCAGUGAUUCAAAGAACUGGCGUACUCGUGAGGCAGUUGUUAUUUCUAUUCGCCACUUCUCUGCCGCUCUCACAGAAGAAGAAUUUAUGCCGCUUGUGUACAUUAUUCGUUCUCUGCUUCGGGACCCCGUCAGUGCCGUGCGGGCAAGUGCGGUGGAGACAUUAUCGGCGGUGGCGAACGCGUAUGGCCCUGAAUGGGCAGCUCUCAUGACAUUUGAACUUUUUCAGAAGGAAUUCGCGUUUAAAUCCCGCACGCCAUAUAUGUGGAGGGUGGUGGCGAUUCAGUCCCUCUCUGGUAUUCUCCCAGUGGUGAGUGGCCUCUCGCCAAUGGAUCUGCGCCGCCAGGAGCUCCUGCAGCAAUGGAUACGCUUGUUGCGAGCCUUUUCCGAGGACAACGUUUCAAAUGUGCGACUGGCAGUUGCCAAUUCUUUGGUAGAGCACUGGCAUUGGUACAGGGUGUGCGGCGUCCACCGGGAUAUCCUCCGCCAGUGCGCCGAGCGGCUGCAGCACGACAGUGACGUGGAUGUCAUGCAGGUUGCGGAAAGGCUGCAUUUAAACGCAUUGGCUGACGAGGGUGAAAACCGCUAG
Trypanosoma cruzi is the source of this 1460-nucleotide messenger RNA. RefSeq names its product protein phosphatase 2A regulatory subunit, putative. Gene Ontology annotation, molecular function: protein phosphatase regulator activity. Gene Ontology annotation, biological process: protein dephosphorylation. The record is from RefSeq and is a predicted model, not a curated record. The transcript has a single exon. Gene Ontology annotation, cellular component: protein phosphatase type 2A complex; cytoplasm. Lineage: Eukaryota; Euglenozoa; Kinetoplastea; Trypanosomatida; Trypanosomatidae. The annotation marks the transcript as partial.